Capsaspora owczarzaki ATCC 30864 is the source of this 1039-nucleotide messenger RNA. RefSeq lists its product as hypothetical. Bases 21 to 992 code for a protein of 323 amino acids. The record is from RefSeq and is a predicted model, not a curated record. The transcript has 10 exons. Gene Ontology annotation, cellular component: ribonuclease H2 complex; nucleoplasm. Gene Ontology annotation, biological process: RNA catabolic process; ribonucleotide metabolic process. Lineage: Eukaryota; Filasterea; Ministeriida; Capsasporidae.
CGUAAUUUCGAGUCGUCAGGAUGAGCGUUCGAGCGUCCGCACGAGCGGCCGAUGCAGCAGCCAAAAAGGCCGCUUCCACCACGUCGAUGGCAGCUCCUCAAGGCCAGUGGGUUUGUCUCAUGCCGGAAGCGGUUGUUGCUCGUGAAGGAUCGACCUCGCUGGCGACCAUGCCCCACCCGCGGACAGCGGAAUCUGCACGUUAUGUGGUUGACACAGCGCCUGACGGCAAAGUCCAACUCUACGAGCUCCAAUCGUGCGACAGCCAACCCCGCUCCUGGUUUGUCGGCCAAACAGUGCAACAAGACGGCAGGUUGUUCGUUUCAACCUUGAUCGACCCAUUGUUCCUCGCACUCGGAAUACUGACUCGGUUAGAUAGUAAAAUGUUCCUCGACAUCACCCAAGCGCUUGACGUCCAAGACUUUCCUGCCACUCGCGUACUAAGCACAUGCAUUAGCCCGCAGUCUGCUGAGCGAAUCUGUGAUGUCAAAGACUUGGGAGGUCUUGUGGUGAUUCGCCUCAACCAAGAGCGCGCGGACAACUGGUUGCAGGGCAAAGUGACAAGGCUGGCGGCGUACUUGAAGACAACCACCGUGGCGGUCGGCUCUGCCGUUCAAGCAAGCUCUCUUCAACGAGCUGGCACUGAGGCUGACUACCUCAAGUACGCGGUUGGCAUGAUCUCCGAGUAUCUGGAUCCCACUUGCAGCGCGCGCUUGGCAGAGCGCAACGGGGUUCAACUGGUGGAAGAAAAGCGUGCAGGAAAAGCUACCCAUUCGGAGCGAUUUGCAGACGAGGACAAGGAGGAAACGCCCGAAGAAGCCGCCAAGCGUGCAAAGGAGGACGAGUUUUUCAAGUCCACGCCGAAAGCAAAACCCGCAGAGCAAGCUGAGAAGAAGGUCAAGUUAACAUCGGUGCAACGGAGCUUGGCAAAGGCCGACACGAAAGGAGUCAAGCCCAUUUCUAGCUUUUUCGGUGGUGUUGGCAAGAAAAAGUAAAACGCUUCAAUUCAGCAAUACAGCAGCAGGGUUGUGGCAUUGACCAA